AAAGAAUGGGCCUUUCUGUAUGUCGAAGUACCAAUUCUGAAUCCUUCAUCUUGGCAUGGCAAAAUGUAACGAUUAUGCUACCAUGCCGCAUGUGUGUGGAAGAUAUAAAGACAGCGACGCUCGCUGUGUCUCAUGGACGUGCGUAUCCUGUCUCGCGACCGUUCAUCGAGGCAUCGUCUAGUCGUAAUGGCGACACAUGACUCCGCCAAGGCACCUUCAAUUGAAGAUGUCUCUCUCCCCAUCUCAGACUCGCCAUCGAUUGACGACUCCACGCGCAAAUGGUACUACGGCACGCUCUUCAAUGCUUGCGUCAUUGGCGGCGUGGGCUUCCUCGCGCCCGGUCUAUGGAACGCCAUGAACGACCUUGGGGCCGGAGGAGCACUCGACCCGUACCUCGUUAACGCCGCCAACGCGCUCGUCUUCGGCAUCAUGGGCUUCUUCUGCCUCUUCGGCGGCCCAAUCGCAAACCGCAUCGGCUUCGCUAAUACGCUGUUCCUGGGCGCUAUCGGCUACCCCAUCUACUCCGCCGGCCUGUACGCUAACAAUCGCUACGGCAACGUCUGGCUCGUCCUCGUCGGCGCAGUGUGCUGCGGUAUCUCCGCGGGUCUGUUCUGGGUCAGCGAAGGCGCAGUCGCACUCGGCUACCCCGAGCCCGGCAAGCGAGGCAAGUACAUGAACAUCUGGCUGUGGUUCCGCACGGGCGGGCCCCUGGUCGGCGGCGCCAUCGUCCUCGCGCUGAACCACAGCGCCGCCGCCAAGAAGAAGGGCAAAGUCGGGUACCAGGUGUACCUCGUCUUCAUCGCGCUGCAGUGCGUGGCCUGCCCGCUCGCGCUGGCGCUCAGCCCUCCGCACAAAGUCCAGCGCUCCGACGGCAGCCGCGUGACAAUGCAACGCUCAACCUCGUUCAAGGCUGAGUUCAAAGCCCUCUGGCGCGUCAGCACGCGCAGGGACGUCCUGCUCCUGCUCCCCGUCUUCUACGCCGCCUACUUCAACCAGUACAGCUCAAACUUCAAAGCGUACUACUUCGGCGUGCGCGCCCGCGCCCUCAUCGGCCUCGCAUCCAACGCCGCCACCCUGCUGUCCUCGCUGCUCAUCAGCACCUUCCUCGACGCCCGCCGCCUGCGCGUCAAGACCCGCAUCACCUGGUCCUUCUUCUACGUCGUCGGCCUGCACGCCGUCGCGUGGGCGUACGGCUGGGCCAUGCAGGAGAAGUACACGCGCACGCGGCCCGAGUUCGACUGGGCCGACGCGGGCUUCGCGCAGGCCUUGUGCGUGCUGAUGCUGUGGGACUUUGCCCGCCAGGCGCUGCAGAACUGGCUGUAUUACCUGCUCGCGACCAAGACGGACGACAUGGCCGAGCUGAGCCGGUUUGCGGGCGUGCUGAGGGGCCAGGAGAGCUUCGGGCAGGCCGUUGCGUUUGGGCUGAAUACGCGGAAGUGGGAGGGCGGGCGCGUGCCGUUGGGCGUAACCACGGCGUUGCUGCUGCUGAGUGUGUAUCCUACGUGGCUUGUGGUUCGGGACCAUGUUCCUGUUGAGGCGGCGGAUGCGAGGGAAGGGACGGUUGCUGAUCAUCCUGCGCUACAGCAGGUGACGUUGGAGGAGAAGAGGAAAUUUGCCGAGGGAGAGGCGGCGCUGGGACGUAAUGUGUAGGUAGGCUGCUCUCAAUCAGUCGUUGAGGGCACAGUGGCAGACGUAGAUGUGAGAAGAAAAACAAGACUUCGAGGACGGGAGGGAGAAAUCGUGAAAGCCAAUUGUGAGUCAUUACAGUACUACGUCGCUCAAUUAUGCCAUGCACAUGCC
This is a messenger RNA of Didymella exigua CBS 183.55, 1800 nucleotides long. Its product is annotated as MFS general substrate transporter. Gene Ontology annotation, biological process: transmembrane transport. The transcript has a single exon. NCBI's taxonomy places the organism in Eukaryota, Fungi, Ascomycota, Dothideomycetes, Pleosporales, Didymellaceae. The record is from RefSeq and is a predicted model, not a curated record. Gene Ontology annotation, molecular function: transmembrane transporter activity. Bases 187 to 1650 code for a protein of 487 amino acids.